AUGCAAUUGUUUCUCUGGUUGCUCGUGGCCGUGGCUGCCGCCAAAACCAUCUUGUUGACCAACGAUGACGGCUACUACGCCACCAACAUUCGUGCCACCUACUACAAGUUGAAGGAGGCCGGUUACAACGUCAUUCUUGUCGCCCCGGUGGUGCAGAAGUCUGGUAACGGUGGUAAGUUCGACUUGCCCGAAAACACCACUUUGCAACGAGACGGUGAAUUCGGCUACGUCAAGAAGGGUGCCCCCUCGUGGGACCACGAACCCGAUGACGACCACAUCUGGUACUUCAACGGUACCCCCGCCUCGUCGGUGGCGUUCGCCUUGUCGUACUUGAUCCCUCAAAAGUUUGGUAACAUCUCGGUUGAUUUGACUGUGUCUGGUCCUAACGAAGGUACCAACCUCGGCCCCGGUUUGUUCUCGAUCUCUGGUACCAUCGGCGCCGCCUACAACUCCGUGUACCGUGGUGUCCCUGCCAUUGCCUUCUCGGGUUCCAACUCGAACAACUCGCUCUACACUGACGACCUCGCUUUGAACGACACCAAGUCGCCUGCUACCAUCUACGCCAACAAGGUCGUCGAACUCGUCAACACCUUGUUCGCUGCCCUGAACAGAACCAAGCAGCCCGUGUUGCCUCUCGGCUACGGUGUUAACGUCAACUUCCCCCCUGUCGGCCACGAAACCGGCAGAGGCUCCAAGCACGGUGGCCAAGAAUGCUUGGACCCCAAGUGGGUCAACACCCGUAUCACCGGCAACGACACCUUGAUUCCCGAUGUCAAGAUCGAGGACGGCAAGCCUCCUAUCUGGAGCCCUAAGGCCUACCCCGGUGUCGAAGUGUGCAUCUUCGGUGACUGCUCGUACCCUCUGGAACAACACAUUGUCGAAAAGUCCGACAACUGCUCGACUUCGAUCUCGUUGUUCAGCAUUGACUACGACGCUGACACCGUCUCUCAACACGCCUUCGCCAAGGUGCUUACUCCUAUCACCGACAGCAAGGACAAGAAGAAGGAUGACAAGAAGAGUGACAAGAAGGACGACAAGAAGGGCAAGAACGACAAGAAGAACUAG
Messenger RNA from Diutina rugosa, 1065 nucleotides. It is a transcript of the gene PHO100, whose product is annotated as Pho100p. The coding region runs from base 1 to 1065 and encodes 354 amino acids. Lineage: Eukaryota; Fungi; Ascomycota; Pichiomycetes; Serinales; Debaryomycetaceae. The transcript has a single exon. Gene Ontology annotation, molecular function: nucleotidase activity. The record is from RefSeq and is a predicted model, not a curated record.